Molecule: messenger RNA, 1650 nt
Organism: Lasiodiplodia theobromae
Lineage: Eukaryota; Fungi; Ascomycota; Dothideomycetes; Botryosphaeriales; Botryosphaeriaceae
Product: Adenylyl cyclase-associated protein
Exons: 4
Coding region: 1-1650 (549 amino acids)
Biological process (GO): regulation of adenylate cyclase activity; cytoskeleton organization
Cellular component (GO): cytoplasm
Molecular function (GO): actin binding; adenylate cyclase binding
Source: RefSeq, a predicted model, not a curated record
AUGGCUCAGCACGACAAAGACCCGCUGCUCUACCGCCUCUCGUCGCCCGUUCAAGUCCCGGACGACGCGCUGACAAAGCUCGCCCUUAGGCUGGAGGCCGCCACCUCCCGAUUGGAGGACAUUGCCUCGUCCACUUUCGAGAAGCCCUCCGCCCUCGAUGCUGCCCCCGGUGCGCAAAGUAUCGCCGCUGCUCAAGCUCCCGCCCGAGCUUCUGCGCCGCCCGCGGCUCCUGGCGCGCCGCCCGCGCCCUCCAAGGCCGACGUCCCUCCCAUGCUUGCAGCCUUCGACGCGCUCCUGGACAAUGAGCUGAAGCAUUUCGUGGACCUGAGCAAGCAGCUCGGCGGGCCUAUCGCGGAGCAGGCAUCAGCGCUCUCCGACGCCUUCGCCGCCCAGCGUCAGUUCCUCCAGGUCACGACGCUUGCGAAAAAGCCCGAUAUGUCUUCUCCGGUCUUCCUGGAGGUUCUGAAGGACCUGCAGGGCGCAAUUGAGCGAGUCGACCAGGUCAAGCAAAUUACGAGGGAUCCGGAGAUCAAGAACCACUUGACCAUGGUCGGCGACGGUGUUGGCGUACUCGGAUGGGUCACCAUGGACUCGAAGCCUGGCGAUGUUGCCGGUGAGCUUUUCGGAGGUGCGCAGAUGUACGGCAACAAGGUGUUGAAGGAUUACAAGGACAAGGACCGUUCUCACGUCGAAUGGGUCCAAUCUUUCUACGCGCUCUUCAAAGCCCUUGUUCUCUACAUCAAGAACAACCACACCAAGGGCGUCCAGUGGAACGCGAGUGGCAUCGAUGCCUCCGAAGCAAUUCGUCAGGUCAAAUCGGAAGGCACCAAUGGCGCUCCAGCAGCGCCCGCACCGCCCGCUGGUGGUGCUCCCCCGCCCCCUCCUCCGCCGCCGCUUCCUACGUUCGAUAACAUUCCUCCUCCGCCGGGCCCGGCACCAGCUGGCAAGGGUUCUGGUGGCGCCGACAUGGGAGCCGUCUUUGAGCAGCUUAACAGGGGAGAGGCAGUUACUUCUGGUCUACGAAAGGUCGAUCCCAGCCAGAUGACGCACAAGAACCCGAAUUUGCGCGCAAACUCGACUGUCCCCGACCGCAAGGACAGCAUUGGCUCUAGGGGCAAGUCACCCGCUCCGGGUAAGAAGCCCAAGCCGGAAAGUAUGCGUACGAAGAAGCCGCCGAAGAUGGAGCUUGAUGGCAACAAGUGGAUUAUCGAAAACUACGAGGAGCAUCCCGAGCCGUUGGUGAUUGAGGCCACCAUCGUCCAGUCCAUCCUCAUCACGAAGUGCAAGAAGACCACGAUCCAGAUCAAGGGCAAGGCCAACGCUAUCUCCAUCGAUAACAGCCCUCGCGCCUCAAUCGUUCUGGACUCGCUUGUCUCGUCAAUUGAUAUCAUCAAAUGUCCCAACUUCGCGCUGCAGGUGCUCGGCACUUUGCCCACGAUCCUUCUUGACCAGGUUGAUAGCGCCGCCAUUUACCUUGGCCCGGAGAGCUUAGGCACCGAAAUCAUCAGCAGCAAGUGCUCCAGCAUCAACAUCAACCUCCCGCCCGCGGGUGAGGAAGAAGAUUACACGGAGCAUCCUGUGCCCGAGCAGUUCAAGACUUACGUCAAGGAUGGCAAGUUGGUCAGCGAGAUUGUGGAGCACGCCGGUUAG